This is a messenger RNA of Gracilinanus agilis (Agile Gracile Mouse Opossum), 5077 nucleotides long. It is a transcript of the gene MRC1, whose product is annotated as mannose receptor C-type 1. The transcript is spliced from 30 exons. Bases 1 to 4338 code for a protein of 1445 amino acids. Gene Ontology annotation, molecular function: signaling receptor activity. The record is from RefSeq and is a predicted model, not a curated record. Lineage: Eukaryota; Metazoa; Chordata; Mammalia; Didelphimorphia; Didelphidae.
AUGGGUGAAGAACAAGAAGUCAGUGUUGCUGGAUUCUUGAACACCAGGCAGUUUCUCAUCUACAAUGAAGAUCACAAGCGCUGUGUGAAUGUAAUAAAUGCCAAUUCUGUUCAAACGGCCCCAUGCAACUCAGAAAGCGAAGCACAAAAAUUUCGCUGGGUGUCCAACAGCCAGUUGAUGAGUGUUUCACUCAAAUUGUGCUUAGGAGUGACCUCCAAGACUGACUGGGUUCCAAUCACUCUCUUUCCCUGUGAUUCACAAAGUGACCUUCAGAAAUGGGAAUGCAAAAAUGACACCCUUUUUGGAGUCGUCGGAGAAGAUUUAUAUUUUAACUAUGGAAACAAACAAGAAAAGAAUGUAAUGCUUUACAAGGGAUCAGGGCUGUGGAGCAGAUGGAAGAUCCAUGGAACUAGCGAUAAUUUGUGCACUCGUGGCUAUGAAGCUAUGUAUACAUUACUGGGGAAUGCCAAUGGAGCGCCAUGUGUGUUCCCUUUCAAGUUUGGAGACAACUGGUAUGCUGACUGUACUUCUGCUGGCAGAUCUGAUGGCUGGCUCUGGUGUGGAACUACAGCUGAUUAUGAAACAGACAGACUUUUUGGGUAUUGUCCCCUGAAAUUUCCUGGCAGUGAAAGUUUAUGGACCAAAGAUCCAUUGACUGGUAUCUCCUACCAGAUAAAUUCUAAAUCGGCUUUGACUUGGCAUCAGGCAAGGAAGAGCUGCCAACAGCAGCAAUCAGAGCUCUUGAGCAUCACAGAAAUACAUGAGCAAACAUACCUGACAGGUUUAACUAAUUCCCUUACCACUGGACUCUGGAUUGGACUUAACAGUUUGAAUUUCAAUAGUGGAUGGCAAUGGGCUGGCUUCAGCCCCUUUAGAUACCUGAACUGGCUUCCAGGAAAUCCAGCACUUGAACCAGGAAAAAGCUGUGUGUUCUUGAAUCCUGCAAAAAAUGCCAAAUGGGAAAAUGUGGAAUGUUCUCGUGGGCUUGGAUAUAUUUGUAAAAAGGGAAACAGCUCAUUAAAUUCAUUCAUUAUUCCUUCAGAAAGUGAUGUGCCUGUUGCCUGCCCAAGCCAGUGGUGGCCAUAUGCAGGUCACUGUUACAAAAUUAAUAAAGAACAAAAAAUGCAAAAAGAUGCCUUAACUUCGUGUAGAAAGGAAGGAGGUGACCUGGCAAGUAUCCACAGUAUAGAGGAAUUUGACUUCAUUUUUUCCCAGCUGGGAUAUGUGGAAAAGGAAACACUGUGGAUUGGAUUAAAUGAUCUCAAGAUUCAAAUGUAUUUUGAAUGGAGUGAUGGGACCCCUGUAACCUUCACCAAAUGGAUGCCUGGAGAGCCGAGCCAUGCAAACAACAGGCAGGAAGAUUGUGUCGUGAUGACAGGAAAAGAUGGGUACUGGUCAGAUCACCCCUGUGAAAAUAGUUUUAAUUACAUCUGCAAGUCGAAACCACUCUCCAAACCACCAGUAAUAGAAGCAGAAGAAGGAUGCCAGAAGGGAUGGAAAAGACAUGGUCUUUACUGUUAUAUGAUUGGGCAAACCCUUUCAACAUUUCCAGUAGCAAACCAGACCUGCAUAAGUCAGAAGGCUCAUCUAGCUACUGUUGAAGACAGAUAUGAACAAGCCUUUUUGACCAGUCUUGUUGGAUUGAGGCCUGAAAAAUAUUUUUGGAUUGGACUUUCAGAUGUAGAAAACAAAGGGACUUUUAAGUGGACCAUUGAUGAGAAUGUCCAGUUCACCCACUGGAAUUCAUUUAUGCCUGGACGAAAGUCAGGGUGUGUUGCUAUGAAAACUGGGGUUGCAGGUGGAUUAUGGGAUGUUCUGAAAUGUGAAGAGAAAGCAAAAUUUGUCUGCAAACACUGGGCAGAGGGAGCAACUCCUCCACCAGUACCCACAACCACCCCUGCUCCAAAAUGUCCAGAUGGAUGGAUUUCCAGUGCUAAAACAAACUUCUGUUUCAAGAUUUUUGACAAAAGCAAAUACAGUAAGAAAACAUGGUUUGAUGCUCGUGACUUUUGUAGAGCAAUUGGAGGAGAUCUUGCCAGCAUCACCAAUAAGGAAGAUCAAACUACAUUAUGGCAGAAUAUAGGUUCUUCAAACUACCAUGAUGUCUUUUGGCUGGGAUUAACAAUUGCAAAUACCGAUGAGGGAUUUACAUGGUCUGAUGGUUCCCCAGUGACAUAUGAAAAUUGGUUCUAUGGUGAACCGAAUAAUUAUGGCAAUGUUGAAUUUUGUGGUGAAUUGAAAGCUGAUCCUAGCAUGCGCUGGAAUGACAUUAACUGUGAACUUCUCCGCAACUGGAUUUGCCAUAUCAAAAAAGGACAUGAGCUGAAACCAGAGCCAACACCUUCCCCUGAGAGCCAACCCUCAGUCACCGAAGAUGGAUGGGUGAUCUAUAAAGAAUACCAGUACUAUUUCAGCAAAGAGAAGAGCACCAUGGAAGAUGCAAGGGCAUUCUGCAAGAGGAAUUUUGGAGACCUAGUUACCAUAAGUGGUGAAAGUGAAAGAAAGUUUCUAUGGAGAUAUAUUUCUGCACUUGAUUUGGAGCCUACAUAUUUCAUUGGUUUACUCAUCAGCCUGGAUAAGAAGUUUGCAUGGAUGGACGGUACUAAAGUAAAUUAUGUGGCUUGGGCUCCAGGUGAACCCAAUUUUGCCAAUGAUGAUGAAAACUGUGUAGUCUUAUAUACCUCUUCUGGAUCUUGGAAUGACAUUAACUGUGGUUAUCCGAAUGCCUUUAUUUGCCAGCGACAUAAUAGUAGCAUCAAUGCCACUGCUUCUCCCACGCCAGCUUUGCCUCUAGGAGGAUGUCAAAGGGGUUGGAAGUCGUUUGAGAACAAGUGCUACGGAUUCUUUGGAUUUAAGGAAGAUGAAAGAAGAAAUUGGCAAGAUGCACGUGAAAGUUGUAAGAAAUCAGGAGGAAAUCUAGUUUCUAUACACAGUGCGAAAGAACAAGCAUUCAUUAUUACCCAGCUGAGGGGUUCUACUUAUGACAGCUGGAUUGGAAUGAACGACAUCAAUUCAGAGAACAAGUUUCUUUGGACAAAUGGUCAAGGAGUCAAGUAUACAAAUUGGGCAAAAGGUUUUCCUGCUGGUCGAAGAAGUCUCCUUUCCUAUGAAGACGCCGAUUGUGUCGUUGUUGUUGGAGGCACGUCACUGGAGUCAGGAAAAUGGGUUGAUGAAAUCUGUGAAAAUAAAAAAGGUUACAUAUGCCAGGCUAAUUCUGACCCUUCUCUGCCUCAUUCUCUGCCACCAGUCCCAUCUGAAGGCUUCAUUGAGUAUGGUGACAGCAGCUAUUCAGUUGUGUCAUCAAAAAUGAAAUGGAAAGAUGCAGAGGAAUAUUGCAAGGAUAAGUCCUCACAAAUUGCCAGCAUCUUAGAUUCUUAUGUCAACUCUUUUUUAUGGCUAGAAGUUCUUAAGAACAAUGAACCUGUCUGGAUUGGUCUGAACAGCAACUUGACUUAUGGUGAAUAUGCAUGGACUGAUAAAUGGAGAAUGAGAUACACUAAUUGGGCCUCUGGGGAACCCCAGCUGAAAUCAGGUUGUGUCUAUAUGGAUCUGGAAGGAUUCUGGAAGACAGCACCUUGUAAUGAAAGUUACCAAUUCCUCUGCAAAAAAUCAGAUGUAAUUCCUCACACGGAACCUCCACAAGCACCUGGCAGAUGCCCAGAUUCAGAACACGUCUCUUGGAUCCCUUUCCAUCGUUAUUGCUAUUAUAUCGAAUCUUCCUCGUCAAGAAGCUGGGGCCAAUCUUUGCUGGAAUGUAACCGAAUGGGUGCAAGUUUGGUUUCCAUUGAGUCAGCUGUGGAAUCAUCCUUUCUGAAAUACAAAGUUGAGCCACUUAAAAGCAAAACCAACUUUUGGAUAGGAAUGUUUAGAAAUGUAGAAGGGAACUGGCUUUGGAUAAACAAUGAUGCAGUAUCUUUCGUCAAUUGGAAAACUGGAGAGCCCUCUGGUGAGAGGAAUGAGGACUGUGUAGAGCUCUAUUCAUCCAGUGGACUAUGGAACAACCUUUACUGCUCCUCCUACAGAGGGUUCAUUUGCAAAAGAGAAAAGAUUAUUGAUGUUCAAAGUACACAAGCAUUGCCAAGAAAAGAAGAUGCUCCAGAGAAAAGAAAUACCUCCAAGUCUCACAGUUCAGCUGGGAUCAUUGUAGUAGUGGUGCUCUUAAUUCUGACAGGAGCUGCUGGUGCUGCAUAUUUCUUUUACAAGAAAAGACAAGUUCGACCAUCUCUAGAAGGGAACUUUGACAACACCCUCUAUUUUAAUACAGGAUCCCCGCGGGAGACUAGUGACACAAAGGAUCUCGUGGGCAACAUUGAACAGAAUGAACAUGCUCUCAUUUAGUGAAAUGACAUAAGGACACUUAUCUAUUAUUGUGUUUGAUAAAUUAACCUUUUGGAUAAAACUUCCCCAAACCUUGAGCCAAAGUGAUUGUUUCCUUGUGAAAUUGUAUUAUUCAGUUUUGUACAAUCUGUUUCCCAGCCCUUUGCACACUUGCAGAAUAGUUGUUCCUUUUUUAGAACUGGCAAGAUUUUUUCUCAACAGAGUAAGUAUAAAAUACUUAGAAAUUUGGCUUACUACAAAUAAGCCCUGUUCAAUUGUCAUUUGUUUCUACGUAAAAUAUGACUAUCAGAAAGACCAUCGAAUUCAUGUCGGUGACCAUACACACACACACACACACACAAAGCCUCACACAUCCUUUGGAGCUUUUAACAAAAGUACAUGGCCAAUUUUGCUGAGAUUCUGCAAAUAAUCUUCCAAGAGAAAAGGAUGACUGAGUCAUAUUUCAUGUCAGUUUUCCACAAUCAGAAGACCUGAAGGAAUUGCAACUCAGAAAAUUUCAGGUGACAUAAAGAAUUCCUUUUAGAGCAGUUUUCACAAUUAAUAGUCGUUUCACUACUAUUGUAGAAAGCUGAAUUGUAUUUUCAUCCAAGAAAAGAUGGCUUUACAACCGGAGUGGCGCAAAUUUUAUAACUUUUGUCCUGAGUAAUUUUAAAAACAUUUUCCUCAGAUGUCAGUGGGUGUGAAACAAACACUUAAAAGUUUGCUUCAUCCACUCUCUUUACGUGUUGUGAAAUAAAGA